AGAAAAAGAUAAAACUCCCAAUAACAGAAAUUCAGUCUCUGAUAGAGUGAUAGGGAAUCAGUAACAAUGAGACCUUUUGAUAAGACCCAAAGAUGCAAUUACUUCCCCAUGCUAACCAUAGUAACUUUUUCAACUUUGUUCUUUGGAUUCUUUUGUUACAAUCAAUACAUGAAAACCAUUCCAUUCCCAGAUUUCAAACACCAACACCCCUUCCAGGAAUCUUCAAACUCAACCUAUGUUCAACUUCAAGAAACAAACAAAGCUGACGAUGGUGACUAUGAAAGGAUUGUUUCGCCAUUAGAAGAGUGUGAUAUCUUCACAGGAGAAUGGGUUUUUGAUAAUGGGUCAUCACACCCUUUAUACAAAGAAGACGACUGUGAGUUCCUUACUGACAUGGUAACUUGCUUGAAGAAUGGAAGGCCUGAAUCUUUAUACCAGAAAUGGAGAUGGCAGCCCAGAGACUGCUCUUUGCCCAAGUUUGAGGCAAAUUUAUUGCUGGAGAAACUUAGAGGAAAGAGGCUAAUGUUUGUUGGGGACUCCAUAAAUUUGAACCAGAUGCUAUCUAUGGUUUGUAUGGUUCAAUCUAUUAUCCCACCAGAGAAGAAGAGCUUUAGUUAUGCAAGCUAUACCACUGUCUUUAAAAUGAAGGAUUACAAUGCUACACUGGAGUUUUGCUGGGCACCAUUUCUGGUUGAAUCCAAUGUAGACCCUCCAACAAUGAGGUAUGGCACAGUGGUUCCUGAAGUCAAGCUUGAAUCAAUCUCAAAACACGGGGAUAACUGGAAAAAUGUGGAUUAUCUCAUAUUCAAUACUUAUAUUUGGUGGAGGUACCCCACCAUGAAAGCUCUUAAUGGGGCAACGGAUUCUGUCGACGUUGAUCAGAAUGUAGCAUAUGAGAGGGCUUUGAAAUCAUGGGCUAAAUGGGUGGAAGAAAAUGUUGAUUCUAAUAGAACUUCAGUGUUCUUCAGCAGUAUGAGUCCUACACAUAUGAAGCGCUCUGAUUGGAAUAACACGAAUAGGAUCAAGUGUUGGAACGAGACAUCUCCGUUUCCGAACAUAUCGAGAAUUGAUGUGGGUACCAAUCGGCAGCUUUUCACAACCACGGUGAAUGUCAUUCAAUCCAUGAAAAUACCCCUUCACUUCUUCAACAUAACGAGGCUAUCCGAAUACCGGAAAGAUGCACAUACAUCAAUCUAUGCAGCUCCUGGUGGUAAGUUGCUGACGCAAGAACAAAAAUCUGAUCCAGCAAGGUAUGCAGAUUGUUUGGAUUGGUGUGUGCCCGGAUUGCCUGAUACGUGGAAUGAAUUGCUAUUUGCACUUAUCAUGUACCGAUCUUGACUUUGAUUGUCAUGAUUGAUUCAGUCCUAGAGAUUAAUGUAUGAUUUAGAAAAAUGAUUCGGUUUUUAUCUGUUACAAGAUUAAGAAUACAAGAACUCCUUUUCUUAUAA
Gossypium arboreum is the source of this 1448-nucleotide messenger RNA. RefSeq names its product protein trichome birefringence-like 28. The coding region runs from base 67 to 1338 and encodes 423 amino acids. NCBI's taxonomy places the organism in Eukaryota, Viridiplantae, Streptophyta, Magnoliopsida, Malvales, Malvaceae. The record is from RefSeq and is a predicted model, not a curated record. Gene Ontology annotation, cellular component: Golgi apparatus. The transcript is spliced from 5 exons. Gene Ontology annotation, molecular function: O-acetyltransferase activity.